GGGAACCCGGACACUUCAGUGGGACUCACAGCUCUCUGCUCCUGGGGAACAGGCGGCUCUAGCGCCCCCCUAAGUUGACAACCCUCCAUCCACUCCUCGGGUGCAGGACCGCGGCUCUGUCAGUCUCCUCUCUCCGCUCUGAGCGCCCGGCGAUGCGGACCUGAGCAGGUGUGAGCAUCGUGAAGGACGAACGGAGACGGACGGACGCUACCGGAGGGAAAUCCAGGCAGUCCUGCUAAUGUUCCAUCAGCUGAGCUUUUAGCACCAGGUGGUUCUCACUUCAGCAUCAUGCUGCACCUCACCCUGCUCCAUCUCCUGGUUCUCUCACUCUCUCCUGCAGAUGCAUCGUUCCAUGGGGAGGUACCUGACUUUUAUAGUGAUGAAGCCUCAGGUUUCGGGCCAGUGUUUGAGGAGCAGCCGGUGGACACCAUCUACCCCGAGGAGUCGCCUGAGGCCAAAAUCAUACUAAACUGCCGCACUCGGGCCAAUCCACCUGCCACAUACAAAUGGAAGCUGGACAACUUGCACAUUGAUCUGACUGAAGAGGGCAGCCACUACAGUUUAGCAGGAGGCAACCUGGUCAUCAGCAACCCUCUCAAAGCCAAACAUGAAGGGGAUUACUCCUGCAUGGCUUCCAACAUGUUCGGCACGGUCGUCAGCCAAAAGGGCUCGGUCCAGUUUGGAUAUCUGGAUCUUUUCUCGUCAGAGGAGCGGGAGACGGUGAAAGUCAAAGAGGGACAGGGGGCAGUGCUGCUCUGCGCUCCCCCGCCACAUCAUCCAGCCGAGCUGUCGUUCCGAUGGAUCCUCAACGAAUUCCCCACUUUCAUCCCUCUGGACCAGCGGCGCUUUGUCUCCCAGUCAAACGGAAACCUAUACAUCUCCAAGGUGGACUCAUCAGACACUGGCAACUACUCCUGCAUCGCGUCCAGCCCGUCCAUCUCCAAGAGCGUUUUCUCCAACUACAUCCCUCUAGUGCCUCAGGCCGAACGUCCCAUCAGGAAAUACCCUGCUGACCUCAUUGUCAAGUUCCCAGACACCACAGCACUGGUCGGGCAGAAUAUCACCUUGGAGUGCUUCGCUUUGGGAAACCCUGUUCCUGAGAUCCACUGGAAAAAGUUGGAGGGGCCGAUGCCGCCCAAUCACGAGAAGGCGGGGGCUCAUCUGCACCUGUACAAUGUGCAGUUUGAAGAUGGCGGCACGUAUCGGUGCGAGGCGGUGAACUCGAGAGGGAAAGACUACCACACUGCACGUGUGUCUGUAGAGGCUUUUCCUGAGUGGGUAGAGCACAUCAGCAGCACAGAGAAAGACCUCAAUAGCGAGUACACCAUGUCCUGCGAAGCCAGCGGUAAACCCAAACCACACAUCCGCUGGCUGAAAAACGGAGAACCGCUCGACAGGAAAGAGAUGAAGUUCAGCAGCCUGAAGUUUGACGACUCGGGGAUGUACCAGUGCAUAGCGCAGAAUCACCACGGAGUCAUAUAUGCCAAUGCAGAGCUGCGUGUGUUUGCCUGUGCUCCCACGUUUGAACACAACCCAGUGAAGAGAGUCCUGGUGGCUAGAAACGGCCGAGUGGUGAUCAAGUGUCGACCGAAAGCUGCUCCAAAGCCGAACUUCUCCUGGAGCAAAGACACAGAGCUGCUCUCCAACUCUACCAGGGUGUUCAUCUUGGAGGACGGGAGCCUGGAGAUCCUCAACGUGACGCGAGCAGAUGAAGGCAGGUACACCUGUUUCGCUGAGAACGACCGGGGCAAGGCCAACAGCACGGGCGCUCUGCUGGUUACAGAGUCCACAAAAAUCACCUUGGCGCCUUCCAACGCUGACGUGAUAGUGGGUGAGAACACCGUGAUGCAGUGCACCGCGUUGCACGACUCCUCUCUGGACAUCACCUUCAUCUGGUCGCUGGACGACCACAUCAUCGACCUGCACAAGGAGAGCCAACACUAUGAACGCACGCCGAACGGGAGUUCGAACGGUGAGCUGCUGAUUAAAAACGCCCAGCUGAAGCACGCUGGACGAUACAGCUGCACUGCGCAGACCCCUGUCGACAACAUUACCGCCUCUGCCCACCUGGUUGUCAGGGGUCCCCCAGGGGCCCCAGGUGGGUUGCGAGUGGUGAACAAAACCGACAAUAACGUGAUGCUGCAGUGGAGCCGAGGAGCAGACAACCACAGCCCCAUCUCCAAAUACACCAUCCAGUACAGGGAUUCCCUCCAGAACGACGUCUGGAGGAACGCCACUACAUCUCCUGCAGAUGUAGAGGGGAACACAGAGACAGCUACCGUGGUGGAUUUGCUCCCCUGGACCGAAUAUGACUUCAGGGUGAUUGCCACCAACACCCUGGGGACAGGAGAUCCGAGCAGCCCGUCGCCCAAAGAAACAACCCUGCAAUCAGUUCCUGUGGUGGCGCCCUCGGACAUCGGCGGGGGUGGAGGGACCAGCAGAGAGUUGACCAUCACAUGGACGCCGGUCCAGCCACAGUACUACUAUGGCCCAAACUUUGGCUACAUCGUGGCCUUCAAACCUCACGAUCAAAAUGAGUGGAGGAGGGUGAUAGUGUCCGACGCCCAGGCCAGCCGCUACGUCCACAAAGACUUGUCCAUCGUCCCUAUGACCAAGUUCCAAGUCAAAGUCAAAGGGUUCAACAGUGAAGGAGAGGGACCCUACAGCCUCACAGCCAUCAUUUACUCUGCGCAGGAUGCUCCAUCUGAGGCUCCUGUGAGCGUCGACAGCAGAGCUCUCUCUGCCACAGAAGCCAUUGUGUCGUGGCUGCCGCUCUUACAAAGCAAUAUAGAUGGAUACCAGGUGAAGUACUGGAGGAAUCAGGAAGACGGCGAGGGUGGGGCACAGAGGGUGGUGGUGUCCAGCAAGGAGAACCACACCAGGUUGGAGGGUAUGAAGCCCGACUCCAUUUACCUCAUUGAGGUCAGGAGCUACAACUCUGCAGGAUACGGGCCGCCCAGCGAACACAUCCAGAUCCACACCAAGAAAUCCCCUCCAAGUCGACCCCCAAAAAUAAUAGCUAAAAAGUUAAAGGGCCAGUCUGUAAAUAUUGCCUGGGAACACGUUGAACCGCUGGAUAACGAGGCACCGAUAGAUGGCUACAAAGUGCUGUACAGGCAGCAGGGUCACUCCACAGGCACCCUGUACACAACAAGUAGGCGGUACAUAGAUCUUCCCCUGCCUGCAGAUGGGAACUAUGUGGUGGAGGUCCGGGCGCACACAGAAGGAGGAGACGGGGCCGUGGCACGAAUCCACAUCACAGGUGGGGGUGUGAUGGCUGCCCAGUCUCUCAGCUUACUUUCCCUGCUCCUGGCAGCUCUCCUCUGCCUGAACCUCUGAAUGUAGCGCCAUCUUUGUCUUCACUCCUUGUGAAGAAGACUCUUUAAGGUAGACGCCUGUUAAGGACUUUGGGAUUUUCCACAUUCUCUCGGUUCCACCCUACAACCCUGGACGUCGUAUAUUCCAACUCUUCCCCUCUGGAAUUUGUUUGCGGGAAAAGACAGAAAUGGAAAAAAAUUGGAAAUGGACAAAGACAUCCCUUAUUUAUCCACAAAAAAACACCUCUUUGGAGGAGCGUCAAAAGGAGUUCUGUCUACUUUUUAAAUAUGCCUUAUAUAAACGACUGCACUUAUCUUUCACAGUGACCUGUUUUUAAAUGGAUAGUGGUUGAAUAUGUGAACAUUACAUUUUACACAGGUUGGUAGUUUCAUGUCUGUAACAUGUUCUAGUCCAUCCUACAGUGCAUUCCACAGUUAAAGUAAACAAGUAGCUGUGAAGGAUAAGUGAAUACGUUUAUAAAACUGUCUUUGUCUUUCUUUACUUGCAGUUCAGUGGCAUUUUCUUAUGUUUUCUUUUCUAAAUGAAGCACAUAUACUCUCUUACAGAGAUACAGUCAAAGCAAAUCUCAGCCUUUUACAUACUUGAUUUUAUAACAAGCAUCAUAGAGAAGAGCUAUUCAUGUCAUGCUGAAAUAAUAUAUCCAAUAAUUGAUAUUGUUUUGCUAUCUAAUAUACUAUGGAUGUAUUGCAGAGACAUAGAUUGGUUUGACCUGGAAUCAGUGCUUAUUCACAAAUCACAACAUGAACUCUAGACCAUAUUCACACAGCAGCCAUUUUCCUCUGAAGUCAUGCUCGGGGUGGGAAGCUCAAAUGCUGUUGAAACAAAAUAAUGUUGUGUUGCUGUGCUCCGUGUUGAAAACUCAUAUAAGAGAGAAUCUGACAAACUAUUUUCAUUUCUCUACCGAUUGUCUUUUCAGUUGCUGAUCAGUUAGGAAGCAGUGAAAUGAAAACAGUUUGUCAGAUUCUCUGUGUUUAUGUGACUUAUAAACCUGGAUCACUGCAACACAACAUUAUUCUGUUCAUAACAGGAUUAGCCCUUUCCAGACGAAUCGUGCCGCCAGAGGAAACUGGCUGCUAUGUGACCAUGGUUUAUUAAACCACUUUAAAGUUGUGUGCAUGUUGACAUUGUGACAUGAAAAUGUGUUGGGGAGUGUUAAAACUGAAUGUAAAGAAAUCCACGGGACCAAGUGAACAUAUCAAACAUAUGGAACACUUUGUUAUUGUGACUGCUGAUCUACCACCUGUAGUUAUACUUGUACAUCUGUGCAGCGAUCAGCGCCUCAACAUCUGGGUCAAUGUCGUAACCGAUGCUUCAAAAAAACAGCUAAAUUAGAAGUACUUUUGUUUUGACUGUAUCACGAGGACCACAGUGGUAGAAGCUGGUGCUUUGUAAAGAAUGUUGGCUUUUUUCUUAUUACAUUUUCAUUUCGUCUCUAAUGUAUGGCUUCGUGUGAGAGUCACUAUUAACAGCUACAGUGAAGAGUAGCGACGCUCAUGCCCUCCAGUAAUUGUGCAAUGUCUGAUUCAUGUGGCUGACUUUAUAUAUUUUCCAAUAUGACAACUUGCCUAGCUCCUUUAAAAGUAAAUGUACUAUAUUUAAUCUUUUCAUUAUCUUGUUUUAACAGAAGGUAUAAGCAAAGGCAUCCAUGUCGGCGGAAAGAGCCAAAGGUCAUGACAUUGUUUUCGCUCCAUUAUUUGUAACUUUUUUUUAACAAAGAAAUUUAUGAACAUUAUCAGCUGUUGUCAUUUUUUUGUUCAUGAUUAAUAUAUGUGUAUGUCUUCAAAGUUUAAAUGUUAAUUUCCCUCAACGACAAAUGCUGCGUAUUGAAUUCCUGCGAUUCACGUGUUGUGUGACUGAUGCUGGCCAUGCUUCUACAUUGUGACUAUAUCAACAUCCACCACAAAGUGCUUUUGCCGGUCAUUUCCUUCAUGCAACAAAUCAAAACAAAAGAAGAGUUGCCAAAUGCAUGAAUGCCGAGAACCUUGACUGACAUUUUGGUCGAGGCGGCGACUCUACGCUCUAACAUGCAUGACAUUGCAGAUGAAGUGUACAUUACUUUGCAACAAAUCGACACCAUAGCGACUUCUCAACCUCUGUGCUUCAUCUGAAAUACAUUCCACUACUGAGUGACAUCGCUGUAUGUCAGAGACAGUAGAGAUCUAAGCCUGACACGGGCUUCACUCAUCUCAUGUGACGUUUUAGGGUGAGUUUUAAAGAGAAAAAUCGAACUGAAGGAAUCUCACUCGUAAAAGCUCAGACAUGGUCUCUUGCACACGAUGGUUGAUGUUUGAUGGCAUCACUGGAGGCAGUGGCAGCGUGUUUGGCUGUUCAGUGCUCCACUGGACAUGAACGGUACAUGUGAGGGCUGAAACUGGAACUUCUCAUUGGCUGGAUAA
Paralichthys olivaceus (Japanese flounder) is the source of this 5735-nucleotide messenger RNA. RefSeq names its product contactin-1a-like. Lineage: Eukaryota; Metazoa; Chordata; Actinopteri; Pleuronectiformes; Paralichthyidae. Gene Ontology annotation, cellular component: plasma membrane; axon. Gene Ontology annotation, molecular function: cell-cell adhesion mediator activity. Gene Ontology annotation, biological process: axon guidance; cell-cell adhesion; brain development. The record is from RefSeq and is a predicted model, not a curated record.